This is a messenger RNA of Lasiodiplodia theobromae, 2118 nucleotides long. RefSeq names its product HSP20-like chaperone protein. Gene Ontology annotation, biological process: chaperone-mediated protein complex assembly; protein folding. The record is from RefSeq and is a predicted model, not a curated record. Gene Ontology annotation, molecular function: Hsp90 protein binding; protein-folding chaperone binding. The coding region runs from base 1 to 2118 and encodes 705 amino acids. Gene Ontology annotation, cellular component: nucleus; cytosol. The transcript is spliced from 4 exons. NCBI's taxonomy places the organism in Eukaryota, Fungi, Ascomycota, Dothideomycetes, Botryosphaeriales, Botryosphaeriaceae.
AUGACGGCGCCCGACGUCCUCUGGGCUCAGAGGUCGUGCUACUCGCCUGACAACAACUAUGUGAUCUUGACCAUCGCAAUCCACGAUGUUCCGGCAAACCGCCUCAAUCUCGACUUGCAAGAACGCAAGGUUGCCCUCGACGCUCGCUCGGACCUGAAGAAUACUGAUUAUCACCUUGAGCUGAAUCUGCACGACGACAUUUAUCCGGACGAGACCGAAGUCAAGCACACUGAUCGCCAGCUCGAACUCAAGCUGUUCAAGGCUGAGCCCGACUACUGGUGGCCGGCUCUGCUCUCUGACGCCGAAGUCCCAGCCUACAUCAAGCAGGACUUCGAGCGCUGGGUUAACAAAGAUGCGCAGGAUGGCGAGCCCGAUCCUUUGGAGGAACAAAUUGCGAACAUGGAGCGCCAGGAGCUCCAGGCUCUCGCUGACGCCGCGCUCUCUUCGCUUUCCGUGUCGGAGCACUUCGUCACCCACACUGAGCGUCAGUUGGGUGCAGAGAAGCUUACUGAAGUUUCCAGUCUGCAGGGCGAUGAGGAGGACAGCGACGAAGAGGACGAGGAUGCUUCGGACAAUGACAUCGGCAAAUUCAGUGACGACAGUGACUCGGACGAUGAGGAUCCUCCUUCCCCUCCUGGUAGUGGUGGUGCGAAUGGACGCGAUUCUGGAGGUGACCACGCACAUCACGAUGAUUCUGCACCGCAGGACAAGGACUUGGAUCAUGGAAGCGGCCCCGCGGCCAAUGACAACACCGGCAAAGAAGGCUGUCGUGGAGGCGAAAACAACAACGCAGAGGGAGCCAACCAGGAACUGCCUGAGCAAUCUUCCGUGGAAAAAUGGAGCGAUGACGAUAGCUCUGAUGUAGAAGACAUUACCGUUGUCAAUGAACAGACAUCCGACCGAAUCGAGAUGCAGGAUGAUGAGGAUCAUGAGACGGAAUCUGGAGGAGAGUUUCGAAAGCAUCUGGCCCAGCACGACCGCACUGAAACCCUUGAUUGGGCCAGAAACUUGGGUGGCGUUCGUCCUCUGAUUACUCGAGCUGGCCGCAAGCUUCCUUUCAAUCUUCGACCCUUGAGCUUUGAGGCAUGGAAAAGGUUGGUCGACAGGACCAUUGAGCUCUGCAACGUCAAGAAUUCUCGAUUGAUGCAACUCCCCCAAGAUAUUCGCCUGGAUAUCUUCGAGCUUGCCGUCACGACCGGAGAACGAAUUUAUUUCUGUCCCGAAUUACGACCGAGAUAUGAAGGCUUGUAUGCCAACAUGAUCGAAGAGGGAGCUUACAAGAAGAAUAAGACCUCCGAUUUGAGAAUGCGGGCUGCGGUCAAUACGGCCAAGUCCGAGUCCUGCUCCCGUUACUACAUCGGAAAUGAUAUGGGCAGAUGCAAAGCGCCGGCUUUGCUGUACGUAUCGAGGCAAGUCAGCGAGGAGACGUGCAUCGCGCUUUACAGGAGGAACACAUUUGCCUUCCGCGAUAUUCACGGCUUCGUCGCCCUUGAGCUGGAUGUUCACGUUCCGAUCUGGUUCCAUGGUCGGACUCUGGAUAAGCUGCGUUCCACCUGGGUCUUCAAGGCGGCCAAAUCAUUUGGUCUCGAGGCUGCCAGGCCGCACAAAGAUAGGAUCAGAGGAUCAUUCGAGGCGUGCAUCAACAAGUUGGCUAAGGUUGGAAAGCUUAAAGAACUUAACCUCAUCAUCUCUUCUGAGAACGUCAAGCACUGGCACAUGGAGUACCACGAGGCUACAGCCGGGAUGCCGAGCAACAAGAAGAUCGUUUACGCUAAGCGCCUUAGCCAGGAGGAGUACAUGUUCAAGCACGUCUUGGCAAAGGUCCCCAAGCUGGUGACCACAGUCGUUGCCGAGGAGAGCAUCAAAGACCCCAGGUACCGUGAGGAGACUUGGGAGGGUGAGAGGGCCCAGUAUCAGAGGUACUUCGCGGCGAUUGAAAGGAAGUGCAAGCACUACGGCUUCCUCUUCGAGCGUAGGACGCCGCAAGAUGCUUUUCGGAAGAGCCAUCGCCUUGGCGCGCUCCGUCAGCUGUGCAACUCCGAGGGGCUCAGCCUUGACAACGUCACGGACGAAGACCUCAUGAACUUCUACAUCAACUAUCAGGAGCCGCAGGUCUGA